This is a messenger RNA of Sphaeramia orbicularis (orbiculate cardinalfish), 5905 nucleotides long. RefSeq names its product NHS like 3 (gene nhsl3). Lineage: Eukaryota; Metazoa; Chordata; Actinopteri; Kurtiformes; Apogonidae. The transcript is spliced from 10 exons. Gene Ontology annotation, biological process: cell differentiation. The coding region runs from base 347 to 4756 and encodes 1469 amino acids. The record is from RefSeq and is a predicted model, not a curated record.
UGUUGGAUGCUGCCGUCGCUUCAGCAGCUGGAUGUACGCGGCUGGAAGUGUGUCAGCUCGGAGAAUAGCACUGAUUGGAGCGUGUGCAUGUGUAUUUUUGGAUCUAUUUGCAUGAAGUGGUCCAAGCUGGAGCAUGGUUGUUAGGAAUGGUGUCAGUGGGUCUUUAGUGCACAUACUCUAUGCUGUGUGUGUGUCAGCAGGACUGAAUCAGGGGGAAUGAUUUGACCACAGGGACUCAGGAGUACAUUAUUGACUCUGUGUCAGGAUAGUGAGGGAAGGUUUCAGAGAAGGAACAAUGGUACAUGAGAUGGUAGACCCCAUUUAGGGGCUUUGGGACUGCCCCAAAAUGGGGAACAGCAUCCAGAAGAAAAAGAAGAUCCAGAGAGAAAAGAACUUCUCUCCACCUCAUUCACCCAGCUCCAGCAGGGAGAAUCAGAAGGGGUUCUGGCUAUUUGGACACUCCGACAAGAUAAAAACAGCUGGGCCAAAGGGGAAUGAAGACCACAAGAGGUUGUCAGUGCAUUACACGGCCUCACAGCACUACCAGGAGAAUGUUUUCAUCGAGGGCAGCAGGCCACAGUAUCUGGAGGACCUGCACACUGAGGCCCAGGAGGGACUGAAAAUACUACAACAGGAAGAAAACAAGAAUGGAGUGACCUUUCCUGACGAUGACACUAUUGCUUCUACAACCACCCUGUGUCCGCAGCAGGAUAUCAGCUCCAAGGACAGAGAUGCCUCUCCGGAGUCAAGAUCCACCACCGGGAAUACUGAUACCACAGUAACCUCUGCCGUGUCAACUAGGCCUGUACUCACACGCCAAGGUUCUACAUUCAAGCCUCUACAUCCAGUGAAACGGAUAGAAAAGACCAAGAAGAGGGGCAGGAGGACUACCAUCAUGGGCAUCCCCAACCAGGUCCAAAAAGAGCUUGCACUGCACCGGCACUCAACGUUCCAGCAGCUUCCUGACCAUGAUAAACAGGUCAGCGAGAGCCAGUCAAGUGUUGUCAUCAUACCUACGGUGGAUGGAGGGACUCCAAUAGCAAAUAAAGAAGGAGCGAGGGUGCACCUGUCAGAGCUGGAGCAGACAUCCAGAGAUGAGAAGCUCUUGAAGAAGCACCUCCAGGCAGUGUACCAAGAGGAGCAUCACAACAACCUCCAGGGAUUCAGCCCCCACCUUGGCCCCACCUCCAUGCUAAGACCCAAAUCUGUAGCAGUACCUGGCAUGACCACUUCCUGCUCCUCUCCAGCACAAAUGUUUAGCUUCCUACAAGAACCACAGGGUCCAGUGAUGUCCAUUUCUCCUCAGGCAACCUAUAUGUCCACAAUCAUCCCUAAUGCAGUCCUGCCGGCCUCCAUUGAAGUCAUUGAGAUCGACCACGGUAGCAGGACACGAGGCAGCAGUGUCGGCUAUAGUGGGAGUGUUCGCACUGUAAGCAAAAGCAGCCUGGCAUCUGGGGACUCAUCAGUCAGUCCUUUGUUGUCCAGAAGAUCAGACGAUGAUGAUUCUCAGACUGACAUUUCCCACAACACCUCCAUACUGAUGCCCACAUCAGUUUCAGGGUCAAAUCUUAGCGAGACACCAUCUUCAAAGACUAUAAUUUCAAAUACCUCCCCCACCUUUUCUAAGGGGAGUUCAUAUAGUGAUAAGUCACAGCGAGUGGGUCUCAGUGGGCAGGGGAGCCUUCAAGUGCAGUCUGGUGAGAACCAAGACCUUGUUAGCCUCCAGAGCUCCACUGAUGUACUUUGCAGCCCCAUCACCAAGCAUGAAAAUGUUGGUGAAGUUCAAGAGUUCAUAUCACAGUCAGUUACUGCUGCUGAGGAUGCAAAGAACAAACGUAACUUUGCUCGUAGUCUUUCUAUUGUAAAGACCAAGCAACCUCCAGCACCCCCACGAAGAACAAACUCUCUACAUAAUAAUAAGAUCAGGGCUUAUGCCGGUGCACUGGUGGACAGCAAAACUCUAAAUGAAUCUGUGUCUGGAGAGGUGUGGACUGCAGCAGAGAACAUUGUAGGAAACAAUGAAAUUAAAUCAGUUACUGCCGAAGACAGCAGGAUCCUAACCCCUCUAUCAAACACUAACUCACCAGAUGCUUCCUCCGAUACUGACAGCAUUGUUCAAGUCCCCGCCAAGGAGGAUGGAGGACCACAGCCCCAAUUAGAGUCCAGUGGCUCCUCCCCUCAGAAAACACCAUCAGAUGGGGGAAAGUUUGAACGGACAAUGUCUCCUUCCAGUGGUUACUCCAGUCAAAGUGGCACGCCAACACUUUCCCCAAAAGGCAUUUCACCAACCUCCCCAGACAAACAGAAGAAGACGCCGGUCAAACCGGAGAGAUCUGUGUCUCGGGCCUCAUCCUCAGCAGCUUCUCCUUCACCUUCUCUUACCUCUCUAUCAUGUGGUACACCUGAGCCAGUCAACCAAGAUGUUUCCAAAUGUACCCCUAGUCUUACAAUCCCCACAAAAGAGCCCACACCCUGUAGCAAUUCUGCAGUACUGAGAGUGGAAAUCAGAGAUCUGUUAAACAUCCCACCCCCUCCCAAAGUCAAAGCACCAUGUCCACCUCCUCCAGAGACAUGGGUUCACAACAGACACACAUUUGAGCUUCUCUGUGCACCCUAUGUUAAUGUCAACAACAAGGCAUCAAGACAAAUGGAGGAAAGCACAAUGAAACAAGCAGGAACCCAAACAGAAUCUGGCGAGGAGUCACCAGUUGAAAAACAUACAACUACAGACAAACCUAUGGUAGACUCUUCAGAAAACAGAGAACCAUCCCUUGAGGAACAGCCUCUGACUUUACUAACCAUAGUUCCUGUAGUCCCUGAUGGUGUCUCUACACAGAAAAAGGAAUGUCCAGGUACAAAACAGGAAGCAUAUUUAAUCCAGGACAGGACAGAAGCAGGUACAGAUGUUCAAUGCCAAGAGGUCCCCAGCCCUCUAGUGGUAGAUACAGAGGCUCUCCCAAAGAAAGACCCCCCUCAGGUCAUGAAGAAACCCAUGACAGUAAUAAACAGAGAAAAACCACUAUCAGAGGAGCAGUCAGUCAAGAAACAACAAAUGGAAGAGAGUAGCAGUGCCUCAACAGUUUAUUUACCUGUUGAGAACCGCACAACCUUCUCACAGAAUGAAGUUACAGAUGGAGGUGAAACUGCAUCCAUUCAUACACUUUCUAUCAACGUCACUAAAGCUAAUAAAGACUCACCUCCACCUACUCCUCCACCUUCCUACCACCCUACACCCCCUCUAUCGAGAAAAACACCUCCCUCGUCAGUAUCUGUGGCUCCUGAUGAUUUACAAAGAGUACAGGAAGAAAUCCAAGUCUCAGAAUGUUGCUGGCCGCCUCCUCCACCUCCUUUGGAAGGGGACUCUGUCUUUGAGGGAGGGGAUGACAUUGAUUUCCCUCUUCCCCCUCCUCCCCUUGUAUCGACAGACAGUGUGCCAGAAGAAACUGACAAAGUUAUCAUGAAAAUAGAGGUCCAAAACAGGCUACCAGAAAAUGUUGAAGAGACAGUCAUCCUCUCAAGUGAUGCUGAAACACGUGGACCAGUAAAACCUCCUGAUGUCCUUCAACCUGUGGCUGACAACAAACCAGAGGUUGUCAAGGAAGUUUUACAAGCUAAUACAACUGUUGAGUUUUCUUGCAGACCAGUGUUGGACAGUUCAUCUAACAAUGACACACCUCCCACACUUGAGACACCACCUUUACCACCAUUUACAAAACCAGAAAUCCCAGCAUCUGUUUUACUUUCUACCAACAGUCUGAAGCAAAACUCUGUGAAAACUGAAGGGCCAACUCCCUCAGAGCCUCUUGUCAGUGCUCCACCUCCAAUUACUGCCCCAGAAGCCCCUCCUCUGCCAGUGGAGAACUUAACAUCUGCUGUUAAUUUCAGAAGACAGCCCAGUGUAGCAAACAGAGACACCAGAAGCAAGGAGCUCCUUUCCCGCCAUAAAAGUGCACCAAUUCCCAAAGAAGAUGCUAAUAUUCCUCUUGUCACCCCCUCCCUGCUUCAGAUGGUUCGCCUCAGAUCAGUCAACAUGGCUGAAGAUGAGAUAAAAACCCCUUCAGAGGACAAGUCAACAAAUGAGAGUCUGGGGGUUCAAGAAAACAGCCCCGUUUCAACACCAGGACCGCAAAGCACUCCACAGAAACCUAUCCGCAAGUCUCUGUCUCUGAAGUCUCCUCCACAGACACUAAAAACAUCCUCUGUGAUGCUGAACACCCCUUCUAUGCGCUUACAGGAAGCCAUACGCAUGAAGACUGCAGCCAUGUCCUCUAGGGACGGGCUUCCAUCGAGGCUAAGUAUGAGGACGUCCACGUACAGCUCUGUAAGUGAACCAGGGGCCCUGUCUUUGAAAUCCCCAGAAGGUUGUGACCUGCAGAAGUCCCCAGCCUCUACCGCCAGCUUUAUCUUCUCCCGGAGCACUAAAAAGGUCGUCAUAGAGACUGCUGCCGCCUCCUCUCCAGAGACUCAGGCAAAUCUGAAGCAAAGUUUGGCCGCUGAACUCAUGCAGUUCUCUGACCACUCAAAGGCUUUCUCCAAUGGUGGGAUCAGAUCAGAAAAAGUUCCUCCACCAGUAGCUAAAAAACCAGCCCAUGGCAGUGUCAGUCCUUCACAGAAUCUUCCUACUUGUACAGUAAAAAUGGACCUCAGUGUUGCUGGAAAUGGAACAAUGGGAACAGGUCAACACGUGGGCAAAAUAACACUUCCAGAGACAAGAGAAAACUGCACACACAAACCUUCUUCCACACAAACAAUAUGAAGUAUGCCUGCUUGCAUGAAGCUUUUUCCAGUCAAAUGUCGACGAGAGUGACAGCAGACACAAUUGAAACCCUGUUCUGAGAGCGCUUGAUGCUUAACCGAAGACGAGACGAACAUGUACCGAACAAGAAAACAAAAGCGAGGACUGACCAUACUGAAACACAUUAAGCUCAACUAACUAGUUGUUGUGUGUCAAGUCUUCUCCAAAAGCCUUAGCCUGCAAUGGCCUUCCUCUGUAUUUAUGCAAAAAAUAUGUUGCUCCCAAUUUCUUAUCACAGCUUUAUUCUGGAGUAUUUUUCUAAGCUAUAAUUUAUCUCUUAUUAAGGCCCCUCAGGAUGAAGUGGCGUACUUUGGCCAUUAGCUGAACUGUAAAUAUUUGGCUUGUGUAACAUCGCCUCCCACUGGCAGGAUUAGGUAGUGGUCACUACCCCAAACAGCAAAGGACUUCUCUUGAUAAAGCAUUUCUGUACAAAGGUUUAUUGUCUGAUAAGUCUUUUGUUGUUGUUGUUGUUGUUGUAAUAUAAUAUAAAUUCUUAAAAUUUAAGGAGUUGCCAGAAAACAAAGCUGUCAACUGCAUCCACUACAGGCGCUGUCAUUACAGAACAAAUCAAAAAAAGUUUGACAUUUCAUUCAAUUGAAACUGUUAUACAUGUUUCUGUUCAGUUUUUCAUUGUGAGUAAAAAAAAAAAAAAAAAAAAAAGGAAUUAUUUAACAAUGAAUGCUGCACACUCGAAAGAACAAGAACCCAACAUUUAAUGAGAUUGAACAGAAGCACUUUUGUAAGGCAACAGAUGAACCAGACUUCAGAAAAAAGAAUCUGAUAACUGAAACUGUUAAUUGAAAAAUCCAUCAUAAUCAUCGUGUUUCUACCUGAUCUGCACAAUCUCUUCUUGGGUAAAAACCAACACAUCCUGAGAACAAGUAACCUAUUUAUUUAUAUGUAGUUCUUUCCAUUCUAGCACUGUCAGUCACCUUUUCCUACCAAAUUAUUAAAUCUUUAGGACAUCUGAAAACCACUUUUAGGGCUAGAGAUGUGAUUGGCCCUGGAUGAUUGAUACACUGGAGUAGACGUAGUGUGAGAUCAGAUUUUCUUUAUUACUAAAUGUGAACUGAUACUUUCUCCACGUUGAAAUUUUUUGGCGGAAAAAAA